This is a messenger RNA of Amphimedon queenslandica, 1290 nucleotides long. RefSeq names its product G-protein coupled receptor 98-like. Gene Ontology annotation, molecular function: G protein-coupled receptor activity; G-protein alpha-subunit binding; adenylate cyclase inhibitor activity. NCBI's taxonomy places the organism in Eukaryota, Metazoa, Porifera, Demospongiae, Haplosclerida, Niphatidae. The record is from RefSeq and is a predicted model, not a curated record. The transcript has 5 exons. Gene Ontology annotation, cellular component: membrane; cytoplasm. Gene Ontology annotation, biological process: cellular response to calcium ion; negative regulation of adenylate cyclase activity. The annotation marks the transcript as partial.
GUAAUGUCAUUGUGGAUGAACCUAAUGGGAUUGACUGAUGGAAAUGAGCCACUCAUUAUCUACAUAUUUGUAGGCUGGGGUAUUGCUAUAGCCAUUGUAAUAGCAACCAUACUGAUAUCACUGUUUGGAGCUGCUCAGAGCUGGAGUGAUAUAUACGGAAGAGUUGGAGGACUUUGCUUCAUGCCUUCUCCUGCUAUAGCAGGUGUGUCAUCAGCAUUGCCUAUCAUACUGGUCCUACUGAUUGGUGUUGGAAUUCUCUCUCAUUCUUGCUUCUACUGGUCGAAAUGGGAAGACUUCAAGAGCUUGUACAAAGACACAUUUAACAAGAGAGAAAUACCACUCCUACUCACCUUUAUGGCCAUCAUUGUCAUCAAUAUCGUGUUUGGUGCACUUCAUUUAUACCUUCAACAGAUUUACCUCUUCUUUUUGUUCUUUGCAUUCAACAUCAUUGAGGGUAUUUAUGCUCUCAUUGUGUACUUGUUUGUAAGCUGGCAUACACUAACAUGGAAGCACAAGCAUUAUCCUAUUAAAGAAGAUGUUGAGCCACUGACCAUACCAGAGGAGCCAGAGUUUAUAGGAGAGCAUUAUCCAAGCAUGUAUGGGUCCCAGUUAUCACUUUUGCCAAGAACGUCCACACAUAACAAGCUUAGCUCUCACGGUCAAAUUGGAUCGCAAGAGCACAUAAUGAUGAAAAGGCUCUCCCCUCCACCAACCACAGCUACUCCCAGUGUUCACUCGUCGGUGAAACCCUCUCAUACCUCAAAAAAGAAAAAGAAGCAGAAACAGAAACAGCAAGAAAAACGAGCGGACUCCUCGCUCCCUCCUUCCCUCCCUCCUUCUCUCCCUCCCUCUCCUCCCCUGAUUGAAGAGGUCCAGGAGAAAGAUGGUGACAGUGAUUCUGGAGAGUCUGGUAGCUAUGCCAUUGCUAGGGGAGGGGACUCCGAUGGCGGAGAGUCUGGCUCGCAUAUGGAUAAUCUGAUGUUUGCACUCAAGACAGGAAUAUCUUAUUCACAAGAUGAAGACUCUCAGCCUCCCAUCGAAGGAUUUGCUAAGAGAGGAAGGCAACCAGCUGCAGCCACAGAACAAUAUCGCCUUAGACGUAUUUCUAUCGCAGACACUCACCUUUGAUUUAUUAUCAUUAUAGUAGGAAUUAUUGCAAACUGCAGUUUAUUCUCUUUUAUAAAACAUCAGUAACAUUACUUUUUAAGCACAUAUACAUUUAUAAUUAUUAUUUUGUUUAGUAAAUUAUUAUGAAGUACACUGUGUAUGCAUGAGCCUUUUUUUUAUCUC